Penicillium diatomitis is the source of this 870-nucleotide messenger RNA. RefSeq names its product putative oligosaccharyltransferase subunit ribophorin II. NCBI's taxonomy places the organism in Eukaryota, Fungi, Ascomycota, Eurotiomycetes, Eurotiales, Aspergillaceae. The coding region runs from base 1 to 870 and encodes 289 amino acids. The transcript has 4 exons. Gene Ontology annotation, cellular component: membrane; oligosaccharyltransferase complex. The record is from RefSeq and is a predicted model, not a curated record. Gene Ontology annotation, biological process: protein N-linked glycosylation.
AUGCAUUUGUGGCAGGCCACUCUUCCAAUCUGCCUGCUGGUAUCAGUAGCCCUGCCGGUAGCCGCCACAUCGGCUUGGGGUUUCGCAGAUGCCACCGUGGCAGUUCAACCUAAAGGCGCCGGGAUCAAUGGGGGGUUCAAAGAGCAGUUUGACUCAAAGAAGCCACUCUCGAAGCCUAUUGCGUUCACCGAUGUCGACUCUUUGCGUGUCAUCUUGACAGCUAAGGAGGGGAGCUCUUCAAAGAGACCUCACCAGGCAUUCCUCUUGCUGAAAGAUGAAAAGAAUGGUCUGGACGUAUCAUAUCCAUUCACGGUGAAGGAAAACGGAAAGGCUCGCUUGGAGUUGACCCAGAAGGAAUUGCCUAUCCAAUUCCUAUCCCUCACCGACCCCAUCGAUGCUCGCGUGGUCAUUGGAUCAUUCGGUGAAUCCAAGGCUUAUGACUCUUCGGUCUUCAAACUAAAGAUUCAACGAGACGCCAACGUUCCCCUGCCAACUGCGGUGACUUCGCGCUAUGGCAAGCUUCCUGAAAUUCAUCACAUUUUCAAGGAUUCUCCGUCAAACCCCCCCAUUGUGAUCACACUUGCAUUCACAGCUGCUGUUGCCGCUACCCUCUCCGUCUUGGGAUUUAUGUGGCUGUUCCUCGGCGCGAACCUUGGCCAUCUCCCCACCGCGAUCAAGAAUGCGCCCCUACCUCACGCUAUUUUCCUUGGGUCUUUGUUCUCAUUCGAGGGCUUGUUCUUCCUCUACUACACCUCUUGGAAUCUGUUCCAGCUUCUACCUGCCGCCGCCGUGGUAGGCGUGGUGGCGUUUGUGAGCGGGAGCCGCGCACUGGGUGAGGUGCAGGGGCGUCGGCUCGCUGGUCUUCGUUGA